GUCUCUUUAUUUGCUCAUCUUAUAUGGCACAUUAUAGGAGGUCACAGUGGCCCGGAGGCGUGCUCUCGACCUGCGCGUGAGAAUUUCCUUCUUGUCACUCACAUGUGUUACAGUGCGAUACAGAAACUGUUCAACAGUCGCAGCGGUGGACGCAGAAAGAGGAAGGAAAAUGAAGAUGCACUUUUCAACGGUGGUGAUAUUAGCAGGUUGGAUGAUAUUUGGAGGCAGCACUGAAACAACUACAUUUACCUCAGAUGUAGCGACAUCACCUUCACUAACGCACACAACAUCAGCAGAUUCCACUGAGACACAAUCAACGACUGAAUCCGUCUCCACGAUCCACAAUAUAAAUGAAACAACAACUGAGUCCCCACAAAGUGUGAACAUGAGCACUACGAACAGCCCUACUCAUACAACAUCAAAUACAAGCUCUGACUAUAACGCUACCUCUCCUGCGACGACUGAGCUCACGAGCGCAGCCUUCAAUGCGACCAAUGCCUCGACCACAGUCACAUCGGCUUUGGUGUCUGGAACUUUGACAACAUCCUCCUCAGAGAGCCAUACCUCAGAGAACACAACUCUGGGAAGCACAAAACCGGGUAUCACUACUGCCAAUAGCACAAAUACAACGAUAAUUUCUACGACUAAAACGGUGCCCACUACUUCACCAACAACAACAACAACAGCAGCAGCAACAACAACAACAACAGCAGCAGCAACAACAACAACAGCAGCAGCAACAAUCACAAAAGCGGUAACAACCAAACCCUCAGAUUCUGUUGACCAAGAAAAGAAAGAACCAGAGGCCCUGAGCUCAGCAAGUGUUGCUGCCAUCGUAAUUGGCUUUAUUACCAUUGUAGUAAUUGUACUUGCUGGUGCGUACUACUUCAAAAUGCGACGCUCUUCUUACGGACGUCUUUUGGAUGAUGGCGAUCACAGCUCUGUGGGGAAUUUUCUUAACCCAAUGUUUGAUGGCUAAAUGGGGAAGUGUUGAUGAAGAAACAUUUGUUUCUAAAAAAAAACAAAACAACCUACACGUCUUUAGCAAUGAAUAUGGUACCAUCAGAUUCAGUAUUUUGGACCCAAAAUAAGAUGCACUGACCAGAAUCAUCAAGAAGUUUUAGAGUGUAGGCAAGACUUCCUGUGAGUAUUAGUAUGAAGGCAGGUUGCACGGCAUUUUCGUCCUGUUCAAAGGAAAUUUUAAGUGAUGUCCUAGAAAUUUCUUUUUUGUUUUUGUGUUUGUGUAAUAUAUCAUCUUGGGUAUAUUUUUCGACUUUUUCACGUUGCUUGCUUUAUUUGUCUCAUGAUCAUUUUUUAAGAGUAAAUAAACCACAUUACUUACAUUAGCUGUAAUUUUUCUAAAUCGAAGCCUCACAUCUCAAACAGGCCACUUGCGAUCAUUAUUGGUCUCUAAAGAGUGACCUUAUCAUAUACCAUAAUUACAGCUCUGGCCUCAGCUGUGGCCUCCCACUAUUCAUCCAAAGACAGUCUCUUUUUUAAACGUGAAGACCGUUUAACAUUUCUGUAGCCUCAACAAUAACAGAUUUUUCCCUCUUGUCAUUGUAAUGGCAGGGACUCACAAGCAGCAUGCAAUUAAGCAUUUAAACAGUCAAGACUGUUAUUAGAGACUUAAAAAUAAGCCAUCAAGCAAAUGGAGGCACAUUAACAAAACAUCUGGUGUUCUGGCCUGUUUGAGAUUGGGUUUAGUUAGUCGUGCUACAGCAGUUUACCACAUCCAGAAAUGUAUUUUUGAAUGUUUAAAACAACUUACGUAGUUUCCUCUCCUAGUAUUUUGUUACCUGUUUAACAGUAACUGUCGUUUCCUGUUUUUGCAAAUGCUCUAGUUUCAAGAAUGGUAUAAACCACAGAAGCACUGUCUAAAUCACUGGUCUAAAGCAGCAGCAACUGAUUGUAAAACUGUCAAUGUCUUUGUAAAAUUAUUGUAUUAAAAAUCCCUAAUAUAUUAUAUCAUAUAAUAUAUUUUUAUUUCUUA
Onychostoma macrolepis is the source of this 1993-nucleotide messenger RNA. RefSeq names its product prostate androgen-regulated mucin-like protein 1 (gene parm1). The record is from RefSeq and is a predicted model, not a curated record. Gene Ontology annotation, cellular component: plasma membrane; Golgi apparatus; early endosome. The transcript is spliced from 4 exons. NCBI's taxonomy places the organism in Eukaryota, Metazoa, Chordata, Actinopteri, Cypriniformes, Cyprinidae. The coding region runs from base 170 to 979 and encodes 269 amino acids.